Ectocarpus siliculosus is the source of this 1201-nucleotide messenger RNA. The record is from the annotation of a GenBank genome assembly. Lineage: Eukaryota; Phaeophyceae; Ectocarpales; Ectocarpaceae.
AGCACUCACACACAGGUACGAGGAGCACGGAGAAGGGGUGGGAGGCAACGAAAGCAGGCGUCUCUGGAGAGAGUAAUCCACAAUGUCGGACAGCAUCAGGUCCAAGAUUCAGGAGCUGGAGAACGAGUAUGCCAGGACACAGAAGAACAAGGCGACAAGCCAGCACCUCGGUCUCAUCAAGGCUAAGGUCGCCAAGCUAAAAAGGGAGCUCCUCGACGCAGACUCCGGGGGCAGGGGAGGCGGCGGAGGAGGGGGCAGAGGUUUCGACGUGAGCAAAGCCGGCGAUACCAGGGUGGGCUUCGUCGGCUUCCCCUCCGUCGGGAAGUCUACCCUGCUCACCAAGCUCACAGGGACCCACAGCGAAGCCGCCGCCUAUGAGUUCACAACGCUUACUGCAGUACCCGGCACGCUCAACUACAGAGGGGCGAAGAUACAGAUGUUGGAUUUGCCCGGGAUUAUUGAGGGCGCUAAGGACGGCAAGGGUCGAGGACGACAGGUCAUCUCCACAGCCCGAACGUGCAACAUGCUGCUGAUUUGCUUGGACGUGAUGAAGAGCAUGACGCACAAGAAGGUGAUCGAGAAGGAGCUGGACGGAUUCGGGAUCCGCCUCAACCAGAAGCCGCCGGACAUCGUGUUCCGCAAGAAGGACAAGGGCGGUCUGAACUACCAGGAAAUCGUGCCUCAGUCGGAGCUGUCUCACGACGUGGUGCAGUCGGUGCUGCGAGAGUACCGGCUUCACAGCUGCGACGUCGUGGUGAAGGAAGACGUGACGAUCGACCAGUUCAUCGACGUCGUGGAGGGGAACCGGAAGUACAUGCCGGCGUUGUACGUGAUGAACAAGAUCGAUCAGGUGACGAUCGAAGAGCUGGACAUCAUCUGUCAAAUACCGCACCACGUGGUGGUUUCUGCGGCCCACGGUUGGAACAUCGACGAGCUUCUGGAGAAGGUGUGGGACUACUGCAACAUGAUCCGCAUCUACACCAAGCCAAAGGGCCAGAUCCCGGACUACAACGAGCCCGUCAUCCUUCACGACACCAACCCCUCCCUCGAGAUGUUCUGCAACCGGAUACACAAGGAUAUUUUGUCGCACCUCAAGUACGCGUGGGUGUGGGGGUCCUCGGUGAAGCACCAGCCAAUGAAGACCGGCAAGGACCACCGCCUAAACGACGAAGACGUAGUGCAGAUCGUGAAGAAGGUCUAG